GGUGUUGCGGUUGCGUCUGGGGUCGCUGCGGCCGCUUCCCUGUGUGGCCGGGGGACCCGGGCUGAGCCGUCGGGCGAGGCGGCCAGGAGAAUGUGUGUGUGUCCCGGGCCCGGGCGGAUCGGCUAUUCAUUCAGGUCAAGUGUCUGACGGGCAGCUGGGCAAUUCCAGUCCGAAGCUCCAGGUUACCAUUGUUGUCUGAUGCCAUGCCAUCACCAGCUCGUCUGUUUCCAUUGAUUCGUAACUGUGAGAUUGGCAGAAUAUGCAGUACUGUGUGUUACUGCCACCAUAGACAUCUGUGUUGCUUACCCUCUCACUCUGCUCACAGUCACUUCAGAUGUGCACCUCGGAGGAAACUUGCAGCAGUUUGCAGGCCAAAGGAGAACUUUAAGCAAUUUAUUCAUGCAAGGGACUAUGCUUCCACACCACAGAGAUUUUACCUCACUCCUCCACAAGUCAACAGCAUUCUAAAGGCAAAUGAAUACAGUUUUAAAGUCCCAGAAUUUGAUGGUAAAAAUGUAAGUUCUGUCCUUGGCUUUGAUAGCAAUCAGCUACCUGCUAAUGCUCCAAUAGAAGACCGGAGAAGUGCUGCUACUUGCUUACAAACAAGAGGAAUGCUUCUGGGUGUGUUUGAUGGCCACGCAGGUUGUGCUUGUGCUCAAGCUGUCAGUGAAAGACUGUUUUACUACAUUGCUGUCUCUCUGUUACCUCAUGAGACUUUACUUGAAAUAGAAAAUGCUGUGGAAAGCGGUAGAGCUCUGUUGCCCAUAUUACAGUGGCACAAACAUCCUAAUGAUUACUUUAGCAAAGAAGCUUCUAAGCUUUACUUCAAUAGUCUGAGAACUUACUGGCAGGAGCUCAUUGAUCUCAAUAGUGGAGAGACUACUGAUGUGAAAGAAGCUUUAAUUAAUGCCUUUAAAAGGCUUGAUAAUGAUAUUUCUUUGGAGGCUCAAGUAGGAGAUCCGAAUUCUUUUCUCAACUACCUAGUACUACGAGUAGCGUUUUCUGGUGCAACUGCUUGUGUGGCUCAUGUAGAUGGUGUUGACUUGCAUGUUGCAAACACAGGUGACAGUAGAGCAAUGCUUGGGGUUCAGGAAGAAGAUGGAUCUUGGUCUGCAGUUAACCUGUCCUAUGAUCACAAUGCACAAAAUGAACAUGAAGUGGAACGUGUGAAAAUGGAGCACCCAAAGUCUGAAGAGAAAAGUCUUGUGAAACAAGACCGCCUCUUAGGCCUGCUGAUGCCUUUCAGAGCUUUUGGUGAUGUGAAGUUCAAAUGGAGUAUAGAUCUACAGAAGAGAGUAAUAGAAUCAGGCCCUGAUCAGCUGAAUGACAAUGAAUACACAAAGUUUAUUCCACCAAACUAUCAUACUCCUCCAUACCUCACAGCUGAGCCAGAAGUCAUACAUCACAAAUUAAGGCCCCAGGAUAAGUUCCUAGUUUUGGCCACAGAUGGGCUGUGGGAGACUAUGCACAGACAAGAUGUGGCUAGAAUUGUAGGGGAGUACCUAACUGGUGUUCACCAUCAACAGCCAAUAGCUGUUGGUGGCUAUAAGGUAACUUUGGGACAGAUGCAUGGUCUCUUAACAGAAAGAAGAGCAAGAAUUUCUUCAGUAUUUGAAGAUCAGAAUGCAGCAACUCACCUGAUACGUCAUGCAGUGGGUAAUAAUGAGUUUGGCACUGUGGAUCACGACCGACUGUCCAAGAUGCUUAGUCUUCCAGAAGAGUUGGCUCGAAUGUAUAGAGAUGACAUUACAAUUAUUGUGGUGCAGUUCAAUUCUCAUGUUGUAGGUGCAUGUCAAAAUGAGGAAUUAUGAGUUAUAGUUAACUAGUUACCAAAGUUGUAAUAAUGGCCAGUGUGAGCAGUGGAUUAAAAGAGCAAACAAAUUGGUCACUUAUUACAUACUAAACAUAUCUAUUGUUCCUACCUUCCCCUAGAGGUCUAAACACAUGGGAAGUGCUGUUGACAAACUUGGAAAGGGUGACACAGCUUGGAAAGAGGCUUCUGUAAUAUCUUUGCACUAUUGAUUUGACAAAUGCUGCUAGAAUGAUGUUUGGAAUCUGGCAGGGCUAGAUGAGAGAGGGAAGGAGGACACAACUAUCAAACUUCUCAGCUAUUCAAGAAACAAAGCCAAUUUCUAAACACUUGUAAAUAUCUGCACACUCUCUUAAAGAUAAGAUUAGUAAUAAGGAAAAUUAUUGAAUUCUUAUAGGGCUAAUUCUUGCAAAGUAUAUACAGUUAUUUGUGAAUAUCUGUGUUCAGUGUAACAAUGUCAUUAAAGAUAUUUGUCUAAGUGUUGACUUUCAAUGCAGAUCUAAGCCAUAAUCAAUACCUGAGAUGAUUAUAGUUUAAUCAUACUUUAUGCACAGUAACUUCUAAACUUCUUGUGCAUUGUUUCUUGGCUUGUAGGUUUCUGCACAACUUACAGGGCAAUGAUACACUACAGCAUUCAAUAAGAUCCUGGAUAACUAUUUUGAAGGACCUCAGUUUGCAAUAUGAAGAAACUUUACAGGCUUUCCAAAAAAGCCGGUGUUGUUGGCCAGAACUGUGGUGUCUUUUCCUAAAGGUCAUGUCCUUCAUGGACUCCAAUCCUGUCUGGUAUUACUUAUCUGAUGAUAAGAUAAAUUUUCAUCAGAUCACCUGUAUGUGACUUCCUUAAUCAUUGCUAAACUCUGACUUUGUAGCUUGCAGUCUUUCACUUUACCUGUUUCAGGUGAUCACAUACUGGUGUCUUGCGCUUGAACUCAUUUAUAAGUAUGUCAGGCUGAAAACUACCACUUGCAAAUUGCAAAAAGAAGACUUCUAAAUAGCUGGGAAGCUGACUAGCAUGCAUGUGUAUGUUUAAUGACUUUUUGUGGCAACUUCAUUAUUAGCAGCCAUAUGUUUCUAGGCAGCUGGUAUAUGCAUGUUCUUAAAAUCCAGAACGUUGUCACAGAACAGUCUCUUAAAUGGGUGUCUCUGCGUUGAAUAUGACCUUGAAAGGUUCUGCCCUGGACUAUAGCACGUGUGCCUGAAUUUCUUGUGACUCAUAACUAAAAAGUAGGGUCUAACAACAGAUUUAAUGGUCUUCACUGUAUCUAUUUGAGGUAUGUUACAUUGCACACAGGUUUCUUUUAACCCAUCCUUAGCUUAAAAAUGUAGUGCUGGCUGAAAUAUCAGUCCUAGGUGAUGGAGAAUGCAUGUAACGUGAGUCCUGUGUUCUGCUAUAGAAACUCUAGAACAACUAUCAGUCAGCAUAUUUUAAUUAAAACACCUCGGUAAAAUAUCUUCCACACUGUUAUCAUAGUUGAUGAAAUCAACACUAAAAAUGUAGCUUGCUGUUUUCAAUUAAGUAAUAUGGCAUUUCCUACUAAAUAAAAAUUAAGGUUGUCAAUUAUGGUUACUGUUGCAUAGGAUAUACUUAAUUUGAACAGUGAACUUGUGCUAUAGUAAACAUUGGCUUGUCAAACUUGCAAAUGCUGUGUGUAAUUACUGGCAUGAAGGUUUAACAUGUCUGUUUCUUUACCCAGUCUCAAAAUUCAGGAUCAGCUUUGCUGCAAGGUUAAUGGUAUCUAAAUUCCCCUUCAAGAUGUGAACAACCUGUCUUUAUCUGAAGGGAAAAGAGGAACUCUAAAAUGCUUAGACAAGUACUGGUUCUUAACAUUGCUUCUGUAUGUUGUGUUUUGGUGACUGUCAUCAGGAAGGUCAAUAUGUUUGUUCUUAUUCUAUCAUUCAAAUACACUGUAUCUAAACUGUUGCAGCAUUUAACUUUCUUACAUUUUUUUCUACUGUUAAGCUCUAUUACAUGUACUGAUAUAUUUAACCUAUGAUUCUUGAUAUGGUUUUGGUACAAGUCAUAACUAGAUGAGCUGAAUUCCAUGUGUACAACUUUUACUGAGGAAAAGCUGCUUUUUGUAGUAAAGCAUAUGUAUGGGGUCAAACAAUACAGUAUUUAUGUACUGCUUGGAGACUUGCUCAGUAUGUAUGCAGUGAACAGAAACAGUAUAACUGCUGAACAGAUGAUCUGAACAAACAUGUUUUAAUAGAUUCCAAUAAAACGAUCAAUUACGCAGAAA
This is a messenger RNA of Rhea pennata, 4050 nucleotides long. It is a transcript of the gene PDP1, whose product is annotated as pyruvate dehydrogenase phosphatase catalytic subunit 1. Lineage: Eukaryota; Metazoa; Chordata; Aves; Rheiformes; Rheidae. Bases 204 to 1811 code for a protein of 535 amino acids. The transcript has 4 exons. Gene Ontology annotation, biological process: protein dephosphorylation. The record is from RefSeq and is a predicted model, not a curated record. Gene Ontology annotation, molecular function: cation binding; [pyruvate dehydrogenase (acetyl-transferring)]-phosphatase activity. Gene Ontology annotation, cellular component: mitochondrion.